GCGAUGCCAACAGUAUACGACAGGCGGUGCCGGGUAGCACCCGCGCAGCAUUGUUUGGCACGGGCAUCCGGAGGAGUGCACCUGAUCGCAGCCAGCCGAGCUUCCGGCGCCGUCCUCCCAGGCCAGAGCCUUUGUUCUCACACGGCCCCGGCGCCGCGCAUUGACACGUUUCUGCAGUGUCCCACCGUGGAUGAACAAAACCCUGCACAGGUGAGCCGAGUCGUGGUCGGAACCCGAAUGGCGGACACCUCGGAAACGAAGUCGGCAACUCCGCCUGAUCGCCGCGCCAACCCGGGUCCCAAACCAGACCCUGUGCCUCCGGAAGAGAUGCGCAGCCAGGGACACGUUGUGACCGAGCCGAAAGAGGAGCCGCCCACGCCGCCCAAUACGCCAACAGGUUACACCUCACCAUGUCGUCGCCCAGGUGAAAAUUUGCAAUUGGGAUUGCAACUGGUUCCAGUUCAACUGGUUUAUAGAACCAUUCCCAGUUGGUCUCCAUUGCAACUGGUCCCAGUUGAUCCCCAUUGCAACUGGUCCCAGUUGAUUUCCAUUGCAACUGGUCCCAGUUGGCCCCUUUGUAUCUGGUCCCAGUUGGUCCACACCGGAACAGGUUCCAGUUCCUGUUGCAACUGGCAUCGAUUGUGCAAUAGGGAUAGUGAGCCAUGGCCAGCAGGGACCACAGCCGACAGCUUCACGGAGGCGCCCCGGGCAGUGCCAGCGCGACGCGAGCCUCCUCCUGCCGUGGCCGAUUCCACCGCAGAUCAACCGGUGAGGCAUGGCAGAGCCUGGAGCAGCGCCGGCAAGCCUCACGCGUGUCACAUCUGCAGGCGCCGCUACUGCUCCGUGGAGUGGCUGCGCCGUCACGUGGUCACCCACGAGCGAGGGAAACCGCUGAAGUGCGAUCGCUGCGGUCGCUCGUACAUGAUGCGACCGGCGCUCGCAAAGCACAAGGCAAACGUACAUGACAUGUAAUGCCCCCAGUGCGGAAAUUUUUUUUUUGCUUCAAUAAACAGUUUGUGUGACCAUC
Messenger RNA from Dermacentor albipictus, 1027 nucleotides. RefSeq names its product zinc finger protein 787-like. The record is from RefSeq and is a predicted model, not a curated record. NCBI's taxonomy places the organism in Eukaryota, Metazoa, Arthropoda, Arachnida, Ixodida, Ixodidae.